Drosophila kikkawai is the source of this 1285-nucleotide messenger RNA. RefSeq names its product Carbonic anhydrase 15 (gene CAH15). Gene Ontology annotation, biological process: one-carbon metabolic process. Gene Ontology annotation, molecular function: zinc ion binding; carbonate dehydratase activity. Lineage: Eukaryota; Metazoa; Arthropoda; Insecta; Diptera; Drosophilidae. The record is from RefSeq and is a predicted model, not a curated record.
UGUAGCUAGCAUUUCCCCCCCAAAAAGUUUCCCUGCUUGGCUUCUAUUUGGUGUGAGUGAUGCCGAAGUAGCUCCUGUGCUGAAUGGACAACUUAUCUAGUUGGUUGGACACCGAUCUCGUCCAGAUCGUAGCCGCCGUUGUGGUGGCCUUUCUGGUCUUGGCGAUCGUCCGCACGACCACCGAACUUUGUGAAGAAUGUCCGGAUGAGAGAUUGGAGGGGGCAGCUAGGAAUGCACAGAAUGAAAGGGGUAAUCCGGAUCUAACAUCCGGCAGUUACGGCGACGUGGCGGAAUGCGGCCCCCGAGGCUCUCAGAAUUCCUUUGACUACGACUGGAUCAGGGGACCACACACCUGGAAUGCGCCAUUAAACAACCAGAGCCCCAUCAACAUAGAUGUGGGCUGCUUGGAGAUAAAAUAUUUUGAUACCCCGCUUAUGUGGUCCCAUUACGACGACAUGCCCCUGGGCAUCCGCCUGGAGAACAACGGGCAUACCCUCACCCUGCGAGCCGCUUUCCAGGGGCCAACGCCUUCCAUCUACGGCGGGGACUUGCUUGGUCGCUUCCACUUCUGGGAGAUCACCUUCCGCUGGAGCUGGUUUAGUUUGAACGGGUCGGAGCACACAAUCAACCAUAGGCACAGUCCACUAGAGAUGCAGUGCCUUCACACGGACGCCGACAGCCAGCACUGCGCCUCGUCCCAGGGCGUACUCGUGAUAUCCUACCUGUUUGAUCUGUCCGAGGACAAUCCGUUCCUGGACGUGCUUGUCCAGCAUCUGGUGGCCGUGCAGCAAGCCGGCCAGACGGUGGAGAUUCCUCCCUUUCCGCUGGGCUACCUGAUGCCCGCCUUCCACACCGAGUUCUUCAGUUACCACGGAUCCCUGACGGAGCCACCGUGCCACCGCGGGGCGGAGUGGUUUAUCCAGCCGGUGGCCUUGGCCAUUAGCGAGCGCCAACUGAAUGAGUUCAGGCAGCUGAGGGACAGGCGUGGAGGACGUAUUGGAAGAAAUGCCAGGCCGGUGCAAGCACUCGACGAUCGAACGGUCUACGUGAAUCAGUAUCAAGCUUGACCAGGAAUAUUUCAGUUUCUAAAUUUUAUAAAAAAAAAGUGAAUUUUAUAUUUCAUAUUUCUUCAUGCAAGCAUUUCUGCAAUUUAUCAUGAAAUUUGUUAUAAUUAUAAUUAAUUAUAAUCAAUAUUAAUUUAAGGCAAAGAUUUAAAUUUAAAUAAUAGGAUUGAAAUUGUAUUUUGAUAAUCAAAAGUAAAUUUCCCAAUGUUUCAUCCCCUUUA